GUGCUAGUUGUAAUGUGGUGAUCAACGAAAUACUUGCUUUUAUCUGUAAUAAGAUAGAUGUGAUGGAUGAAGAAAGUAUAAGCCGAAUCUGUGUCAGUGCUUUCUCGGAAAAUGAUAUUCUGAAAGCCAAAAACUUGUUGUUCGAUUCCGUUACGACAACAAAGCAAAAGAAGAUACGGAAAAAACAAGGCAAAACAAUACGUAAUAUCGACGAUAUAGUAUGCCUAUUGAAAGAGACUGACCCUGAGGAUAUUCCUAUUUUUGUGGCACGGGACCUGCAGAAGUUACCUCCAGUACUUUUUGACCAUGUAGAUGUAACUAGGAUACUGAAGGAUAUUGUAAAAAUGAGAAGUGACUUAGACCGUAUUUGCGAAGAAUAUGCUACAUUGGAACAGAUGAAGAACCUGCGGGUGGAGGUAGAAUCUCUAAAAAACGCGUCCAUAGUAAAUAAUUUCCAACGAAAUGUCAAUACCAAAAGGGGUGCUGCCUCCAUGCUAUCUAGUUUUGAGUAUGAAAGCGGACCCAUGGGUUUGUCCCCUCUGUGUAAUGCACCAGUAGCUCGCAGAAAAAGUCCAACAGUCUCUCCUGCAAAAAAACGCAUAACUUUUUCUGAUGAGGGUACAUUGAAAACUACUCCGUGCCGGGAGCCCAACAGUUUACAUUCCGAUGGAGCGCUCAAAACAGCUGACACUAACACGUCAUCGGAACGCGCGCCCCCCGCCGCCACCGCUGCCUCAACUACAAAGGAUUCCUCACAAAAAAGUUUUUCCCAAAUUUUAAGUGACUCGGAAGGCGAGUUUAGGUCACAACCUUUGGACGACGGCUUUAUACUGGUUCAAAGAAAGAGGUUGAGAAACCGUUUCCAAGGUAAAGUUGGAAAGGGUAACGUAGAUAUAACUUCGAACUUCAGGGCCGCCGACGUCAAGGUUCCGAUAUAUAUCUACAAUGUAUCAAAGGAAACAUCCACGAGUGACAUUAAGAAAUACGUUACAAGUAAAAUAAACAUAGACAUUGACCUUCAAAAAAUGAAUAUGAAAAUUGCGAAGGACUACAAUGCUUAUAAAAUAUUUGUACCCAAAAAUAAGCUCAACGUAUUUCUGAGGGAUGAUUUUUGGCCAAGUGGAGUGAUGUUUCGUCGAUUUGUUGACUUUUCUCACAACUCUGUGGUACGUGAAUAUCGGGAUAUUGAUAAAACUAAGCUAACAUAAUAGAUAUACCUACCAAACUAAUAUCGUUUAAUUGUAAAAAUAUCUCGAGGUCAAUCGAAUGUGUGAGAAGACUUUGUAACCAAGCAGACAUCAUUGCGCUGCAGGAAACGUGGCUAUUGCAGCACGAUAUCCCUAUGCUGGGCAACAUUGAUGGUGCAUUCGCCUUCACUGGAAAGUCGGCGGUAGACCUGUCUACGGGUGUGCUUCGCGGCAGACCGUACGGGGGUGUGGCCCUAUUGUGGCGAUCAGCUGUGUUCCCGAAGGUGGUCGUUAUUCCGUGCAGUAGUGUGCGUAUCGCUGCUAUAAAAAUUAUGCGUGAAAACCGGUCUUUGUUGGUGAUAACAGUGUACAUGCCUACUAAUUCAAAUGAUAAUCUAUGUGAAUUUACGGAGUGCUUAAGUGAACUAAACGCCAUUAUUGAAGGUAACGAUGUUAACUCAGUGAUUAUACUUGGGGACUUCAACGCUCAUCCGGGUAAGCUGUUUCAUUCAGAGUUGUUAUCAUUUUGCACGGAACAAUCUUGGUCGUGCGUAGAUACGGAACUUUUACCUAAUGACACUUAUACGUAUGUGUGCGGUGCGAGUGGCAGCCACAGCUGGCUCGAUCAUUGUGUGGUGACGACCGCUGCGCGUUCGGCCAUAUUAAGUGCGUCUGUACUUAACAGCGAUGUAUAUUGGUCCGAUCAUUAUCCGCUAUUGCUUGUUUGUAAUUUUAAUGCUAUCCGCUCAAGUUGCCAACAGCCGACAAAAACAAGUAAUAUAUCUCGCAAUAGUGUAAAAUGGGGAGAAAGAAAUACAAAUCAAAUAGACAAAUAUCAUCGUAUUUGUAAUUCUAAAUUAAAGUUAAUUGACUUUCCCCCGGAAUUUCAAUGUUGUGCUGACGGUAUGUGUAAUAUUGACGAGCAUAAAUUUUUAUUAGAUGACAUGUAUAAUAAGAUAAUUAAUAUUUUGACGAGGGCUGCAAAAGCUAGCUAUUCUUUGCCUAAACGUAACAACUAUAGGUAUGUUACUGGCUGGAACCGGUAUGUCAGUGACGCUCACAGGAGGGCUCGAUUUUGUUUUCAGACGUGGGUGUCCGCUGGGAAACCAAAGUCUGGUGAUUUAUAUAUUAGGAUGUGUGAAUCCAGAAAAAUGUUUAAAUCAAGGUUGGCUUCUUGUCAGAAAAAUGAAAAACAAAUAAAAAUGAAUAUUAUAGCAGAAAACCAUUUUAAUAAAGACUUUAGUAGUUUUUGGAAAAACACUAAAAAGCUAAGCCCGGGGUCGGGCCUUCCUGCUAGCGUUGGUGGUGAGCAUGACCCCCAUGAUAUAGCUUGUGCGUUCCGGCGGCAUUUCAGGGUUGAGUCCCCGCUCGGGCCGGCGUCUGGGGUGCCCGCUGCUGAGAAUCUCAUCACCGCAAUUAGUGUACGAUGUAAUGCGAAGACAAUUGCUAAUAUUAUUAAUAAAAUGGUGAGGGGCAAGUCUCCUGGUCACGAUGAUCUCAGCAUCGAGCACCUUAAGUAUGCGGGAAUACACCUGCCUAGAGUUCUCUCGAUGUUCUUCAGCCUCUGUAUUGGUCACAGUUACUUACCCGAGAGACUUAUGUACACUACCGUGGUGCCGAUCCUUAAGAAUAAAACAGGUGACUCAUCGGAUCUGUCAAAUUAUAGACCUAUCUCUCUGGCUACUGUUAUAGCAAAGGUGCUGGACAGUUUGCUUGAUAAACAGUUGGAAGAGCAUCUACAAUUACACGACGCCCAGUUUGGGUUUAGACCAGGACUUUCAACUGAGGAUGCUAUCCUCUGCCUCAAGCAGACUGUUCAGUAUUAUACUGAUCGUGGCACACCUGUCUAUGCAUGUUACCUUGAUUUAUCAAAAGCUUUUGACUUGGUGUGUUACGACAAGCUGUGGCAGAAGCUGGAGAGUGACACGGAGGUACCUCGGGAGGUGAUUUCAUUGCUGAGGUUCUGGUACGCCAAUCAGCGCAACAGAGUGAGAUGGGCUGGUGCACAUUCUGAUGUAUACGGUUUGGAAUGCGGAGUUAGGCAGGGGGGAAUUAGCUCCCCUCAUCUCUUUAAUUUGUACAUGAACCGGCUCAUCGGUGAGCUCAGUAACACUGGUAUCGGAUGUUCCAUAGACGGAGUCAGUAUAAAUAACAUAAGCUACGCCGAUGAUAUGGUGUUACUGAGCCCAUCGAUUGCAGCGUUACGGAAAUUGAUGUGCAUCUGCCAAUCAUACGCGGAAGCCCAUGGGCUCAGAUACAACGCGAAUAAGAGUGAGUUCAUGGUGUUCAAGUCACGUAGCAAAUGCUACUCCCAUGUUCCUCAUGUAACUCUGUGCGGCAUGCGUCUAAAAAAGGUUAGUGCCUUUAAGUAUCUGGGUCACUGGGUGACUGAAGACUUGUGUGACAAUGAGGACAUCGAGAGGGAACGCAGGGCUCUGUCCAUCCGGUGUAAUAUGUUGGCUCGCAGGUUUGCACGUUGUACUACUCAAGUAAAGAUAACAUUAUUCAAGGCGUACUGCCAGACCUUUUACACGUGCAGCUUGUGGACUAAUUUUGCGCUGCGGGGGUACAGUGCACUGCGAGUGCAGUAUAACAAUGCGUUUAGGAUAUUAUUGGGGCUGCCACGUUUUUGUAGUGCUUCCGCUAUGUUUGCUGAGGCGCAAACUGAUGAUUUUUUCGCCAUAAUCAGGAAAAGGUGCGCCUCGCUGUUAAGGCGUGUGCGUGGCAGCCCGAAUGGUAUUCUGAGCACAUUGUCCCAGCGGUGGGACUCACCAAUGUUGAUGAGGUGGAUGCGAUUGCACGCGAGCGGUCCCUCAUAUUUAUAAUUGACAUAACUAUAUUAUUUACUUGUAUUAUUAUCUAUUGACUAGUAUUUUUAUUGACUUAUAUUAUU
Spodoptera litura is the source of this 4080-nucleotide messenger RNA. NCBI's taxonomy places the organism in Eukaryota, Metazoa, Arthropoda, Insecta, Lepidoptera, Noctuidae. The record is from RefSeq and is a predicted model, not a curated record.